This is a messenger RNA of Acanthoscelides obtectus, 522 nucleotides long. NCBI's taxonomy places the organism in Eukaryota, Metazoa, Arthropoda, Insecta, Coleoptera, Chrysomelidae. The record is from the annotation of a GenBank genome assembly.
UGUUUAAGCGAGAUUUAUUGUUCUAACCUCUUAAAGGGAGAGUUCUGUAUGCGAGAAAGUGUUUGGAAUAACAGGUCCUUAGUUUGUUGUGAACAAUGGAUAAUUAUAGUUAUUGGAACUAUUGGAAGCGGCCCUUGAAACUUCAUGAACUCAUGGCAGAAAUUGAAAACAUUGAUGACGAUGAGUUGAUUCCUGAUACUAUUGCCGUUCUAAAGCCAGUUAACGCAAAUGAAUAUAACACUGAUGAGGAUUCCGGCGACGAAAAUGAAGUGGAUAUAAACAACCUCCCUGGAAGUCAGCUGAUGACCGAAGUUGAGGUUGUAUUUGAAAACAAGGGAUCAAACUAAACUACAGUUGAGAGUGAUUUUGAUAGCGACGAUGACCUACCUUUGUCUACCUUUCUUACGAAAAAACGACCAAAAUUAUCAAAACCAAAUUACUCUUGGAAAAAAGGUGACAUCAACCAAGACUUUCCAGAAUGGGUAAACGCAACUGGUCCAAAAAAUUCUUUAUCUCCUUUAG